Messenger RNA from Suillus bovinus, 495 nucleotides. RefSeq lists its product as uncharacterized. The record is from RefSeq and is a predicted model, not a curated record. Lineage: Eukaryota; Fungi; Basidiomycota; Agaricomycetes; Boletales; Suillaceae. The transcript is spliced from 6 exons. The annotation marks the transcript as partial.
GUGGGUUUGGAUACUCACAUACGAAGGGGACACAAUAUCGCCUUCUCGUUGAUUAUUUUCUUCGAUAUCAUCGAGUUCACGAUAUCAGCCUGGCUCACGUCACAAUUCAACGCUCACCAUAACUACUUCAGUCUAGCUGGACGAGACUGCACUCGUUUUCUAUUGUUUACUUCCACAUGGACACUCAUAUUUUCUAGUCACCACAUGUUUUUCUUCCUGCUUCCUCCAGACAGUGUCUUGUGUAGUAUGGCUUCUCAUAUUUUCUUCUUGUAUCUAACAUGGGUCUUCUGGGCCGUGGGCGCUGCAAGUAUAACUGCAGCUCUGGGUGGACAACUGAAUCGCAAUGCCCAAAACCUUUUCGCGUAUUGUGGUCACCUCAUCGCGCUAGAUGUCUUUUCUUGGGUUAUUUUGGUUCUUGUCACUUUCGCAAUCUUUGUCGUGCACACUCGCAACAUUCUCGCAUCAGGCGGAGCACGUGAGCCACAGAUUGCUUGA